Molecule: messenger RNA, 1933 nt
Organism: Penaeus vannamei (Pacific white shrimp)
Lineage: Eukaryota; Metazoa; Arthropoda; Malacostraca; Decapoda; Penaeidae
Gene: Got2
Product: glutamate oxaloacetate transaminase 2
Biological process (GO): biosynthetic process; L-aspartate catabolic process
Cellular component (GO): mitochondrion
Molecular function (GO): L-aspartate:2-oxoglutarate transaminase activity; pyridoxal phosphate binding
Source: RefSeq, a predicted model, not a curated record
UACUGGCGACACCUGGUAGGUCCGGCAGGAGGAGCAGUGUUGCCAUCGCGGCGCCGAGAGCCUCAGAGGCCGCCGUGAUCUCGCGGAAGGAAUACGCUUCGCUCUGCCAACUCCCGAGGAAAUCGCUUCGUCCUUUUCGAAAUGGCCGUCGCAGGACCCCGCACGCUCAACCUCGUCAGACAGAAUCAGGCCUCGAUCCAGCAUGUCUGCUCGAGGGCCAGUUCUUGGUGGUCUGGGGUGGAGAUGGGACCCCCAGAUGCCAUCUUGGGUGUUACUGAGGCAUUCAAGCGUGACACGAACCCCAAGAAGAUGAAUCUGGGUGUUGGUGCCUACCGCGACGAUAACGGCAAGCCUUUCGUCCUUCCAUCCGUGAGGAAGGCUGAGGAGCUGAUUGUGAGCCAAAAGUUAGACAAGGAGUACUUGCCCAUCUCUGGCAGUGCCGAGUUCUGCAAGCACGCCAUUACCUUGGCUCUCGGGAGUGACAGCCCAGUUGUUGCUGAUGGACUGAAUGUAACAGUUCAAGGUAUUUCUGGUACUGGCGCUCUCCGCAUCGGCUCCACCUUCCUCUCAAAGUUCUUCCCAGGUCCAAAGAAUGUAUGGCUGCCAGCACCAACUUGGGGCAACCAUGUUCCCAUCUUCAAACAUGUCAAUAUGGAUGUCAAUCAGUACAGAUACUACGACCCAAAGACCUGUGGAUUCGACUUCAAUGGCGCAAUAGAGGACAUUUCUAAAAUCCCUAAGGGUAGUUUGAUCAUGCUUCACGCCUGUGCUCACAACCCCACUGGUGUAGACCCCAAAGCAGAGCAGUGGGAUGAAAUGAGCAAGGUCAUCAAGGAGAGAGAGCUGCUUCCCUUCUUCGACAUGGCAUAUCAAGGAUUUGCCUCAGGAGAUGUAGCCAAGGAUGCAUAUGCUGUGCGCAAGUUCUUAGCUGAUGGCCAUAAGAUCUGCCUUUCCCAGUCUUUCUCCAAGAAUAUGGGAUUGUAUGGUGAGAGAGCUGGUGCAUUUUCAAUUGUAUGCAGUGACAAAGAUGAAGCCGCCCGUGUUAUGUCGCAGGUGAAGAUCUUGAUCCGACCCCUUUACUCCAACCCACCUCUCCAUGGUGCUCGCAUUGUGUCCACUAUCCUUAGUAAUCCAGAACUGAAUUCUAUUUGGCUGAAGGAUGUCAAGGGCAUGGCUGACAGAAUCAUUAACAUGCGUACCAAGUUGAAGGAAAACCUUGCCAAGGAAGGAUCCAUUAGGGACUGGAGUCACAUCACUGACCAGAUCGGCAUGUUCUGCUUCACUGGCAUGACCCCAGACCAGGUUGAGAAGCUGACAAAGGAGUUUUCUGUGUACCUGACAAAGGAUGGACGUAUCUCAGUUGCUGGUAUUGCUUCCAGUAAUGUUGAAUACUUGGCUCAUGCAAUGCACCAUGCCACUAAAUAAAAAUAAAAGUUCUCAGAUUUAGAUCUAUUUAUUGGGAGUGUGAAAUGGGACUUUUUUUUACAUUUAAAUAUCACUGUGAAAUGGUAUAGCAUACAGCCAAUGUUAGGACACACAUUUUAAACUUCAAAUGGUUAUUUCCUGUGCUUAACAUUGCUGCUAUCAUGAUUUAAAAGAAGUGCACUGCUUUUCUUGACAUUUAAAGCUUUGCUGCAAUGAUUAUUGAUAAUCAGAGGCAUAAUGGAAAUUUGUUCAUAUGGUAAAGCAGACAAAAGAUAGUAAUGAGACUUUAGAGUUGUCCUCCUCCCUGAAUCUGUAUAUUUCUGUAGAUAAGUCAACCCCCCACAAUUUUAUAUUAAAUUAAACCCAGAGAGAUUAAAGACAAUGUUUGCUUUAUUUGAAGGUGUAAUUCAUUUCUGAUAUUUAAAAUCAAUUAUUUUGGUGUAUAUACAUCCUGUGUCCCUGCCAUUGCAGGUACUAUUCCAUGUACACAAUAAACAUUAUAAUCUUU